AUGGGGCUGGUCAGCGCCGCUGUGCUUCUCACGGUGCUCAAAAUCGUCAUCGAGCUCGACCUUCGCGAGAUCAUGGCAAAGGCUGGUCCAGGAGCCUUUCUCUGUCCGUCCGAGCUCGCGGGUCAGCUUCCGACCCAGAACCCGAACGCGUCAGUUAUGCUACACCGGUUUUUCCGCCUUCUCGCUACCCUCUCCUUCCUCAAUUGCAGUCACCGGAACCUUCCUGGAAGCACAGUCAAGAGGCUCUGUAGUUUAUUUAUUUAA
Thlaspi arvense is the source of this 264-nucleotide messenger RNA. Lineage: Eukaryota; Viridiplantae; Streptophyta; Magnoliopsida; Brassicales; Brassicaceae. The record is from the annotation of a GenBank genome assembly.